Molecule: messenger RNA, 1137 nt
Organism: Lotus japonicus
Lineage: Eukaryota; Viridiplantae; Streptophyta; Magnoliopsida; Fabales; Fabaceae
Exons: 1
Coding region: 1-1137 (378 amino acids)
Molecular function (GO): zinc ion binding; nucleic acid binding
Source: RefSeq, a predicted model, not a curated record
AUGCCUCCACGACAAGACCCAUCUAACGAACAAUUGGCUCAAGCCGUGGCUCAGCUGGCCCAGUUGGUGGCACAACAAGCUGCUGCAACUGCCGCCAACAAUGCUGCUCAAGCUCAGCGAGAGGCUGAAGAGCAUACUCGGAGGGCUCAGCAACAAGCUCGGGAGCUAGCUCAAGCUCAGACUAGGGGGUUGAAUGACUUCAAACGCCAGGACCCGCCGAGGUUCAAUGGUGAGUCGGAUCCGGAAAAGGCUGACCUUUGGAUCCAGGAACUUGAGAAAAUCUUUGGAGUGCUGCAGACCCCUGAUGACACUAAGGUGGUGCUAGCUACGUACACGCUGCUGGGUGACGCCGAGUACUGGUGGAGGAGCGCCAGGCAGAUAUUGGAAGCAAGCAACACGGUGGUCACUUGGGAUACCUUCAAGAGGGCAUUCCUUGACAAGUACUUCCCUGAGACUGCAAGGGAAGAGAAAGAAACCCAAUUCCUGAAGCUCCACCAAGGAGGCAUGUCUGUUGGAGAAUAUGCCGCCAAGAUGGAGGCACUGUCAAAACAUUUCCGAUUCUUUCAGCUGCAGGUGGACGAGCCCUAUCUGUGCAACCGUUUUAUGAUGGGGCUACGCUACGACCUUGAGGAAGCUGUUAGACCUCUGGGCAUUCGGCAAUUCCAAGUGCUAGUCGAGAAGGCCCGAGAAGUUGAGGCUAUGAAGAACCGCCGAGGGAGUAGGCAAGGAAGGGGUGGACCAAUCAGGCCAAGCCAUCAAGAUUAUGAGGGGCUUGGUAAAGGGAAACAACCUCAGAAGAAGCCUUAUGACUACCAGCGAGGCAACAAUCGAGUUAUGGGUCAGAACACACCCAAUGAGACAACCCAUGAAGGUCAAGGUAACCAAGCCCAAGGGAAGGACGUGACUUGCUUCAAGUGCGGAAAAGUGGGUCACUAUGCUAAUGUCUACAAGGAAGACCCUAGUGUGUGCUCUAACUGCAAUAAGCCAGGACACGUGGCAAGGGAUUGCAAGGCACCAAAGGUUGAAGCGGGAGCAACCUUGAAUGCUGCAGGAGGAAGGCGUCCAGUAACAGCAGGACGAGUGUACACCCUGAACGCUGACGAAGUUGAGAACACCAGGGAGCUAGCUCGGGAAUAG